Messenger RNA from Cladophialophora yegresii CBS 114405, 1158 nucleotides. RefSeq lists its product as uncharacterized. Lineage: Eukaryota; Fungi; Ascomycota; Eurotiomycetes; Chaetothyriales; Herpotrichiellaceae. The transcript is spliced from 2 exons. Gene Ontology annotation, cellular component: nucleus. Bases 1 to 1158 code for a protein of 385 amino acids. The record is from RefSeq and is a predicted model, not a curated record.
AUGUCUGUGUCCGAGUCUGAACUGUCGGAAGCGUCCAAAAGUCCUACACCUCCGGACCAUGAACUCGAGGACGCCCUCAGACGCGCAGUCAUUAAGGCGCAGAAAGAUGAAGUUGACUUCUCUUACAAGUAUAUACGCACAGCGGCGGAAGGGGAGUUAGGCUUGACGCCCGGUUUCUUCAAGAGCCACGAGAAGUGGAAUCAACUCAGUAAACAGGUCAUUGAGGAGCAGAUGGAAAGCGAACCAGCGUCACAGAGCCCACCUCCGAAGUCGAAGGCUGCAGAACCGAGAAAGAAGUCUGUAAAGCGCAAAUCUGCCGAGAGAGAACCUGCGCCGAAGAAGAGGCAGAAGACCGCGAAGCAAACCGCUGACCAAGAUGUUUCUGAAGAUUUGUCGUCACCUCGAAGCGACCUUGGUUCAGAGCUUGAGGAGGGAGAUGAAGAGGAGCCCAAGAAGAAGCAAGGCAAAGCUCCCGCGAAGGCUCGCGCGGCCAAGUCGAAGCCUGUGAAGGGCAGGAAUAUAAAGGCUACAGUAUCCGCGGACGACGAAGACGACGAGGAGAAAGAGGAAAAUGGUGCUACCGAAGCAGAUUCGACUGAAUCUGCAGAAGAGACAAAAUCGGCUAGCAAACCCGCUAUUACUGACGCCUCGGACAGCGAACUGUCAGUGCUAAUAGACGACAUGCCUCCGCCCAAGAAGCGCAGACAGAAAGACUCGUCCGGCUCGAAACCCAACAAGACCACGACCAAAUCCUCCACAAAGGCUAAAUCUGAGGCAGACGAUCCCGACCAAGUCGAAAUCAAGCGCCUGCAAGGCUGGCUGGUGAAAUGUGGCAUCAGAAAACUUUGGGGUAAAGAGCUCAAGCCCUACGAAACUCCCAAAGCCAAGAUCAAGCAUCUGAAAGGCAUGCUCGCCGACGUUGGCAUGACUGGUCGAUAUUCACUCGAAAAGGCCAACCAGAUCAAGGAGGCGAGAGAACUGGCAGCCGAUAUCGAAGCAGUGCAAGAGGGGGCGGAACGAUGGGGAGCUGCAGAGGAUGAGGAGGGUAAUCGAGGUGAUAAAGACGCCGAUUCCAAGCCACAACCCGGUGCGAGGAGGUUAGUCCGAGGCGCGCGGAACUACGACUUUCUGAGCAGUGAUGGCGAAGAGACGGACUGA